GGAAACGUCAUCGACCUUAACGUCGAGCGCGCGCGCCUUUACGCACCUCGGAGUUCGUGUAUAAAAGCCGCACCGACGCACAGAGCAGAAACUCCAGCGCCGUCCGGUUAACGUUCAAAGCAACUAAGAGGAGAAGGAAAAAAAUCCAAACGAACACCAAAUAAACUGUAACAAUCCCUUACUGUGAGGACGAUGAUGGUGCUGAUGAUGAGGUGCGCGCCAGAGAGGUCCGUGAGGUCCGCGGUGAUGCUCGCGACCGUCGCCGUGCUGCUCUCGUGCGCUCCCGCAGACGCCUGGUACAAACAGGCCACCGGACCGAGCUACUACUCCGUGGGCAGAGCCUCGGGUUUACUGUCCGGCAUCCGCAGAUCGCCGUACGUCCGCAGGUCCGACACGGAGUCCGUGCUGGACCCAGGAGAGAGCACCGGAAACAGCGCACUGCACGAGCUGAGCGCGCGACACACACCUGUCCUCAAAAACAUGGCCAUCUGCAUCAAAGACAUUUCUCCGAACCUACAGAGCUGUGAGCCGGUGCCGGACGCCUGGAACACGUUCCGGUGCAGGGCGGAGGUUCUGCUCGCGCUCGACACGCUCGACUGCCUGGUGGUGUGAGCGGCACGUGAGCGACACGUGAGGGCGGAACCCGACUCCGGUCCUAUAGAAACCCCCCCCGUCCUGCACGCUUUGGUGUUGUCCUGCUCUAACACAGCGUCAGGACGGGGGACGUGUCCAGGACCGGGGUCAGGACCCUGUGUUCUAAACCAAACCCCAGACCUGAUACACAGCAGCAUCAUUUAGACACCUGUUAGUCCCACACUUUGCUCUGUUUAGGAUGCUUUCACUCGCUCUGCUGCUCGGAGCUCCAUCACCACGUGGACUCCUGACCCUGAAUGUUAUUUAUUUUCCUCCGAGUUUAUCUACAAUUAAUUCUAUUAACCUACAACAGUGUGCGUUGCGUGUGUGUUUGUGCGUAACGGACUCGGUGUCUCUGUCGCUCCUGUGUGUAAAUGUGGAACCUGUUUAAAGAA
Tachysurus vachellii is the source of this 1028-nucleotide messenger RNA. RefSeq names its product neuropeptide B (gene npb). Gene Ontology annotation, biological process: G protein-coupled receptor signaling pathway; feeding behavior. Lineage: Eukaryota; Metazoa; Chordata; Actinopteri; Siluriformes; Bagridae. The coding region runs from base 193 to 612 and encodes 139 amino acids. The record is from RefSeq and is a predicted model, not a curated record. The transcript has 2 exons. Gene Ontology annotation, molecular function: G protein-coupled receptor binding.